AUGUUCACAUUUUAUCUGCUCUUCUAUAAUAUUCAUGCAAUCUAUUUCGCAAUUGUCAUAACUUGGUCAUUUCAUCGCAGUUUGGUGCAAUCCACCAAUCCCUGUUCAAUUUUAUUCAACGGCAAAGAAUGUUAUUGGUGGUAUAUUUUUGGUGUAUUCAUCAGAUGUGUUUUGAUCUACCAACAGGUUCUACAAACUGUCGAGCGACUUGUGACUUGUUUUUUCUCGACAAAAUAUUUGAACAGUUUUGCGUUGAAUAUAUUGGGUGUGAUUGGUGCCGUACUCACUGCUAGAUGUUUAGCCGCGCCAGAGGAAUCGAAGUUUAUGUCAUCUAGUUGUUUCCAGCAAAAAUAUCUGGAUUAUAAUACAGUUAUGUGAGUCCGGAAUCCGAGGUUCUUGUGCAAAAAAAUGUUUUCAGAAAUAUGACUUGGGUUAUGCUAUCUUGCGAAGCAAUCUGCCUCCCUUUAAACUACUAUAUCCUCCACAGAAAUCGAAAAACAAUCCAAAAUUCUUCCAACAAACAAUUCGAUUUAUCUUCCCGAUUCAAUAAUAACAAUAAUAUGUAUUCUACGAUUACUGUAUCUAUAAUCACCCUUAUCCAAACCGUAUUCUACACUAUUUAUGCUCUUUACCUAGCUUCCAUUUAUAAAUAUGGAAUCUUGGAUACAUUUUUCCCCAAGUUCAAUAGAGCAUUGUGGUUUUAUGUGAGUUAGGAAAACUCUAACACCUAGAAAUAUUUGAUUUUCAGACAGUUCCCUACGCUGGUUUAGCUCUCCCGAUAUCAAUAACAAUCUCAAUCAACAAAAUUCUGAAAUCCAGAACGAGCAAAAUCGAGCAACUUCGGCGAACCAGCCUAUCCCAGGAUAGUUAUUUUCGAGAUUUGAUUAAUCAGUGGAAAUAA
Molecule: messenger RNA, 901 nt
Organism: Caenorhabditis angaria
Lineage: Eukaryota; Metazoa; Nematoda; Chromadorea; Rhabditida; Rhabditidae
Source: the annotation of a GenBank genome assembly